AUGACAUCGCUUGAGUUGGAAGCAAGCUCCUCUCGGGCUGAGCGAUUUGAGGAGAGCCCGGGCUCCAAGGCCGACAUUGACCUCGUUGAGAGCGCUGGCGCCGGUCAAGCCGCCACCUAUGAGGAGUCAGUGGCUGCUCGUCUCCCCAAAGCACACCGUGACUAUCUGCUUGAGCGACAUGGCACAUUAGACUUGGAUCCCAUUCCAGGAAUGGGUCCUGCUGACCCUUACAACUGGCCAGAAUGGAAGAAAAUGGCGAAUCUUAUUCUUGUGGCUUUCCACGCCUGCAUGGGUACAUUUACCGCCGCCGCCAUCAUUCCCGCCUAUUCCGAUAUUGCCGCGGAGUUGGGUAUUGGUAUGACCACAGCAAGUUAUUUGACUUCGCUGCAAAUCGCCAUUCUGGGAGGUGCUCCUCUGUUCUGGAAGCCCCUCUCAAAUCGAUUUGGACGUCGCCCCAUUUUCCUUCUCUCUCUUAUCUGCAGUUUGGUGUGUAACAUUGGCUGUGCCAAGAGUACCACUUAUGCUUCGCUGGCUGCUUGCCGUGCCCUGGUGGCAUUUUUCAUCUCUCCGGCCUCCGCUAUUGGCAGUGCUGUGGUGAUGGAGACAACAUUUAAGAAAGAUCGUGCGCGCUACAUGGGCGUUUGGACCCUGAUGGUCACUCUGGGUGUCCCGAUCGGUCCCUUCAUCUUUGGUUUCGUCACUUACCGUGCGGGUAUUGAAUGGAUUUACUGGAUUCUGGCUAUGAUCAAUGGUGGACAGUUCAUUCUGUACCUUUUCUUUGGGCCUGAGACCCGGUACCUGGGUAGCGGAGUUGGCCCUGAUGAGGUUAACUGGAAGCGAGAGUACAUGUCAUUGCGUCGGAUUGAUCCUACACCGAUGACAUUGUGGGAAUUCUUCCGUCCUCUGACCAUGGUCCGCUACCCUUCCAUCGUCAUUCCUGCGUGUGCAUAUGCGAUGAUUUUCCUGUUUGGUAGUAUUCUGGCAACCGUAGAGGUGCCCCAGCUCUUGCAGAGCAAGUUUGAUCUGAACGCUGAGCAGCUGGGUCUCCAGUUCCUCGGUGUCAUCAUUGGAUCAGUGAUCGGCGAGCAGCUUGGUGGCUUCAUGUCUGACCGAUGGAUGCGCCGUCGUUCAAAUGGCCUCGGUCGCAAGGCUGAGCCGGAAUAUCGGUUAUGGCUUAGCUACUUUGGCUUUGGAUUGACCAUCAUCGGCGCCAUUGUUUUCCUGGUCUGCACCGAGACCUCUAAAACUGGCCACUGGAACGUGAGCCCCAUCAUUGGCACAGCUAUCGGUGCCGUUGGUAACCAGCUUGUCACCACUGUGAUGGUCACCUAUGCCGUAGACUGCUACCCACAGGAAGCUGCUAGCAUUGGAGUGUUCAUUACCUUCGUGCGGCAGACCUGGGGUUUCAUUGGCCCCUUCUGGUUCCCAUAUAUGUUCGAUAAUGUUGGAGUAGCACCAAGUGCUGGAAUCGCAGCGGCGAUGAUCGUUGUUGUUAGUGUAAUCCCGACGAUUUUCCUGCAUGCGCGUGGAAAGAGUAUGCGUCAUGAAGAGUAA
Messenger RNA from Penicillium malachiteum, 1554 nucleotides. RefSeq lists its product as uncharacterized. The record is from RefSeq and is a predicted model, not a curated record. Gene Ontology annotation, biological process: transmembrane transport. The coding region runs from base 1 to 1554 and encodes 517 amino acids. The transcript has 4 exons. Gene Ontology annotation, molecular function: transmembrane transporter activity. NCBI's taxonomy places the organism in Eukaryota, Fungi, Ascomycota, Eurotiomycetes, Eurotiales, Aspergillaceae.